This is a messenger RNA of Carassius gibelio (silver crucian carp), 2987 nucleotides long. Its product is annotated as zinc finger BED domain-containing protein 5-like. Lineage: Eukaryota; Metazoa; Chordata; Actinopteri; Cypriniformes; Cyprinidae. The record is from RefSeq and is a predicted model, not a curated record. Bases 1959 to 2756 code for a protein of 265 amino acids. The transcript has a single exon.
AUAGGAAAAAAAAACUGAAAAAAAAUAAAAAUUUGCAAAAAUAAUGUAUCACUAAACUACUGUCAUAAAAUUUAUAGUUUUGUAUAUACAUAACUCCUGAAUAAAAAUUAAAAUGUGUUUGCACUGAUUUAAAAAAAAAAAAGUUUUGAACAAAUUUGAUUGGUUUGUCGAUAGUGAGCGCAAAUGCAGGUGAUGCGGUUUUAUUUAGCGAGUCAUUGAGUCGUUCAUUUUAAACGAUUCGUUCAAACGGCCGAUUCAUCCAGAAUGAGACAGAUGUUUGUGAAUGGGUCAUUGAAUCUUUGACUCAAACGAUUUGUUCAAAACACUGAAUCAUUCAAAACACGAUUGAGAGUGUUUCUGUGAGAUGCCCUAUGUUGUGAUCUUUGUAUGGAUUCAUCGGAUCUAUUUUCGCUGCUAAAAUAGACCAAAACAGUCAAUAUUUCGUCUAAAAUGUAAGUGACUUAAUAUUAUUAACUUGUUUGUUGAACUGUCAUAUCAGUGUCACAUUUUCAAUCGCGAGGUGAUGGUAAAUUAAGUGAUGGUCAAUUGUCAGCUCUCUUGGUCGUCUGGUCGUGUGAUGUAUGUUGCUGAACUGUAUUCAAAUGUUAGAAAUAUAAAAACACCACAUUUUGAAAUUUAACUGCAGUAUGUCAAUUUAGUUUACUUGUGUGUGCUGCGCUCAUAGACUUUAGAAAACGGCGCUCAUUUGUUUGAUUUCUCCUCGAGAAGCUGCGCAAGCCUCAAAAGUUUAAGGUCCUUGCACCCUGAGUCCGAAAUUGUCGUAUUCGUUUUUUCAUAUUCGUCAUUUGGUGGCUGUCAAUGGUCAAAAAACGCUACGGAUGCGAAAAAUGCAGAAAAUCGAAACAUCCGAAUUAAUUUUUAUGACGGACGGAGGUUUCAGAGGCUGCAAACGUGAGGUCGUAUUUUUUUUUAUAUAUAUAUAUAUGAACGAAUAAACUAGUCAGAAUAUAGGCUACAGCUUUCCUUUGGUUUUUGGGAAUCCUCACACGCACGCAACCACGCACACACAAACAUGUUUAAAUACAUUUAUGUUGUUAAUAAAUAAAUAACAAUAAAUUGUUGUAACAGCAAUAUCUCCAAGUCUUGUUUCUCACUGUAAAAAUGUCAUGAUUUGCCAAUGCAAUGAGAGAACCGCGACUUUUACUGAUGUUUUUGGAGACUUUUGUGGUGUUUGGAGACUCGAAAGCAUGAAUCACUCUGCAGUUAGGCCUACUGUGCUCAACGAGCAGCGGGUGCUGCCGUGAGCCCCUCUCCCGUCCAAAAGCACUCACAGGCGGUCUCAGUAGCCUCGCGCAGCAGUCCCAGCCUGCAGUCAGAGCAGAGAGCAGACACACACAUCCCUCCGCGUCCAGGCUGCAAAUGAAUCACGCAUGCGCAUGGCCGCCGCUGUUCCCGCCCUGGCUUACAGAGCGGGGUGCAAAUGUAAAUGUUCACUCACUCUCAUAAAAAAUAAAUAAAUCACUGCAUUUAAAUUGACUCACGACAUAGCUCUCCAUUCACUCUAGUCUUGUCUCUUGCCAAGUUCGCUUGUGCCAGCUCUCGCUCUGUUAUCAAUCUCGAAUUACAUAGGCCUUUACUACAGAACCCCAACAGUCUUUUUAAAGACUAAACCCACAAACAUUCUUUUUAAAGAUUAUAUCAAAUCUCAGCCCUAGCCAGUAAUUUUUUUAGCUACACUUAGCUAAAACUACCCACGCGACUAAGACACACACUCACUCACACACACACACACACACACACACACACACACACACACACAUACACGAGGACUACAAUCAUUUAGUAUUAAAAUAAAAUCUGAAUUGUCUGCAAAAUAAUUAUUUUGUUAAUUAAAGAUCGUGCCUAAGUCCUGACUGAUUAGCCCCUGAUACAUCUCUCAACAUAGCCACACACACAGUUACAUAUUGCCUAAACUUUAUUGAAAACACAUAACAAAAAUGGAGAAAUUUCUUGUGAGGACCAACAAGCCAACCGACGCACCACCAGCUGCAAAAAAGCUUCGAAGGUACGAUGAAGCAUACCUGCAGUUUGGGUUUACAGUCACGGCUGAUCUGAGACCUCAGUGUGUCGUGUGUGCCGAGGUGCUGGCUAACGACAGUAUGAAGCCCUGCAAAUUAAAAAGGCACCUCGAAACAAAGCAUGCUGGCAUUAAAAAUAAACCGGCUGAAUAUUUUAAAAGAAAGCUUGAUGGCCUCCAUCAGCAACAGGCAACCAUUUCAGUGCACAGCACUGUGUCUAAACAGUGUUUGGAGGCAUCGUAUGUAGUGGCCAAAAGAAUUGGUAAACUGGGUAAACCGCAUACAAUCGCCGAGACUCUCAUUUUGCCGGCAGCGCAAGACGUGUGCAGAAUAAUGAUAGGUGAUAGUGCAGCAGCCAAACUUGGUGCAAUACCCCUGUCCAAUGACACAGUCGCUAGGAGAAUUGUAGACAUGUCCAAUGAUAUCAGAGAGCAACUGAUAGAGUUUGUAAAAAAGAGUCCUUACUACGCGCUGCAGCUGGACGAAUCCACUGAUAUUGCUGGGCAGGCACAGCUCCUCACUUAUGUCAGGUAUCUGCGGGACAAGGCGAUUGAGGAGGAUGUCCUGUUUUGCCGGCCUCUUCAGUCACACACUACAGGAGAAGCCAUUUUCAAUGUCCUUGAUAUUUUUAUCCGUGAAAAUGGUUUGGCUUGGGACCGAUGCGUUGGCCUAUGCACGGAUGGUGCGCAGGUAAUGACGGGCGUGAGCGUGGCCUAGCUGCUCGCGUUCAGCAAGUAGCUCCACUUGUGAAAUGGACACAUUGCAUGGUCCAUCGCGAAGCACUAGCUGCUAAAAAAAUGCCAGUUCUCUUUGACUCCGUGCUGAACCAGUCCGUGAAAAUGAUAAAUCUAAUCAAAUCACGGCCGCUAAACUCUCGUUUGUUUGGGGUCCUCUGCCAGGAGAUGGGGUCAGGGCACGAACAGCUGCUUCUGCACACUGAAGUUCGCU